AUGAAGUUAUGCAUCACUAGUCCUGGUCUGCUUGUGCUCGAUCCAGUAUUCAUUCUUGUGUUUAAUCAUCCUGUCCCUGCUCAUUCGCACUCUCCCUCGCUUCCUCCUCUACUCACAUUCAUACGUCCCACUGAAUUUGACGAUGUUGCUGAUCAAUGUGCUCUCCUGUCUAUCGCAGAAAUAAUGUUAAAUGGUGCGGUGGCCGUAAGUGAAAAGUCACCAAUCCAUAUCUGUCAUCUUACAGGAGAUGCUCUUGUUCAGUUGCAUGAAGGAGGCGUCCCCGGCAAGACAGAUGGUUUUGGAGCACUUCAUCAGUCAAACUUCCACUCGAUUAUGCCACUUGUUCACAAUAGAUUGUACUGUAGUCGGUAUCAGAAGAAUUGUAGUAUUGGGACAACACAUUCUGUUUUAAUUCCUUGUUGCAUAAAUUUAAUGCAUAAUACCAAUGCAACUCAAUGUACUCAGUCUCAAAAUCCAAAGUCCUUCAACCUCCGUCACAAUGCAUUUUGCCUGCAUUGCGUCAGUCGUGUUUAUCAGUUGGAUAAUAAUAUGAAUUCACAUUGA
This is a messenger RNA of Echinococcus granulosus, 564 nucleotides long. RefSeq lists its product as hypothetical. The transcript has 4 exons. The coding region runs from base 1 to 564 and encodes 187 amino acids. Lineage: Eukaryota; Metazoa; Platyhelminthes; Cestoda; Cyclophyllidea; Taeniidae. The record is from RefSeq and is a predicted model, not a curated record.